AUGUCGACCACCAGAGCAAUGCCCGCCGGCAGCUUGGCAAGCACCUAUGACCUAGACCCGGAUUCCUACACUGCCCGCCGGUUGAAGCAUGCCACCCCGGAGCAUUUGCAUCUCACGUCUCGCCGAUUCUUCAUUGGCCCCAUUCCCGAAGGGUGGCUUAAUAGCAAUCGGAAGUCAUGGUACAAGCGAAGGGUCGAGCUGAGCUCAUACUCUUCACGAAGAGCAACCUUCCGUGCAGCUGAGGACCAUGGCCCUCAUCGUAGAACGUUGACGGGGCUGGAUGGUCCCUCAACGGCUACUAGGAUGAGCUUCAGUUUCCCUCAGCCCGAGGACGUCUUUGACGAGGCAUCUAGUGCUGGUGAGAUGGCAGACGCGGAGGAGGGCGAUGGCGAUCAAGAGACGGGGACAAGAAACAUCGAGCCUCUUGCCACCAACGAGCUACUCCAUUCGUCAGGAAUUGAAGAUGAGGACAUUCAAGGAAAUAUAGUUCCAAAAGCUAUGCCAGUUUCCCAAGACAAAGGACUGGAUGGGACAAGAGACAAGAGAACGGAAAAUGCGAAAGGAGAUUCUUGUGCGAGAUCCUCGAGACCUGGUUCGUACCAAACAGCCCUGGAGCAUACUGCUGGAGGAUCAAAAGUACAGACAGCUUCAUUGAAACCGCGACAACUGGAGCAAGACACCGAUCAAGAAGAUAGUGAUGGCACAGGCCUCCCUGUAUCAAAUCGAGUUUCUCUUCAGCCUGGGUUGGCGCAGGUGGGGCUUGAUGCAAGCUCUCGGACCGCAUUGCUCGCUCCAGAGGGUGAAGGCUCAGCGGUAAAGUCAUUGCAACAUCAUGAACCCGCUCCCAUUUACGAUGAGGGAAUUUAUCAACUGGGACGAGCAAACACAGGCGUGAGAUUCAAGGUAUCAGAAGGAGUGUCCCAUGGACGGCGUCGAAUAGAAAAUAAGGCAGUACGAGCACGGGAUCGCGUUGCCGAUAAAAGGCUACGACGAAACACUCUUCAAGAGGGUACCAUUGUCAAAAUGGAAAGGAUGCUGGUGAGAAUUGAUAUCACCAUGCAGCAGGUGCCUGAAGACUUUGACGAAAAUGAAAGCCUCAAAACGGAAACGAGAAUACUCGAGAAAUGGCGGGAAUUUAUGGUUGUGACUCGAAAGAGCAAGAAACAGGACAGCGACGACUUCAGGCUUCAGAUCUACAAGACGCGAGUCAUUCCCGAGAUCGAUGAUGAGACGACAAAGAAAAAGCCCAAGCAUGAAAUCAGGCUUGAUCCGAAUUCGACCAGAGUCAAUUUAUACUCCUCCCUCGACAAGACGGUGGUGAUGUGGCAUCCGUACAAAAAUGGAACGAGGAUCAUCGUCAUGAGACCGAGUUCCACUGCUCAUUCGGUUGAGUGGUACACUUUCCUUCGAGAUGCUUUGGGCUGGCAGAGACCUUCGAGCUUGCAGGUCAAUGUACCCGAUUUGGAUGUGGUGCUGAAACUAGAAAGACCAUUUGAAGGACUUGAAGCAGCAGGUCUGGAUGCUACAGACGAAGAAACCGCAAUUGCUCAAACGGUUGCUGCCGAGAAAGCUGUUACCGGAAAAAUCGUCUCUCAGUGCAUAGGGAUGCUGGAACGAGAUCCCGAAUGGUCUAGCGUCCUGAAAUUAUGGAGCGAGACUGCCAAAAUGGGCCUGGCAUGGAAGAGAUAUGACCGACUCGAAUGGGUUUAUGGGGUGAAUGAGCAGAAAAUGUAUGGCUCUAUGGCUAUGCAACGAUCUCAUGAUCUCGAACUACGGCCCAAGCAGCAUUAUCCCACCUUGACCUAUGGCAGGAAAGGAAAGCAACAUGAAGAACCGCCUCCUGUUGAAGGCUUCCUGAUUCGUCUGACAUCCCAGAGAGGAGUCCAUCAGAGAUUCGGCAAGGCAUUUUUCAAACGGUUAUAUUUCUCAACUCACAAUCAGUUUUUAAUGUUCAGUCGACCAGCAAAAGCAACCCCACCCCAUCCACCAAGACUGGCUACUAUCGGAGGGAGUAAUGUUCCCUCUUCACAUGAGAUUGUCGAAAAGACUCCGCUCAUGUAUGAUAUUGAACCUUACAAGUUGCGGGAUGGUGACGUUUCAUGGCUAUCUUCUGGAAAUCCAAUAUCUCUUCAACAGCAUGACCGUGACGCUCUUGAAGAAGCCAGAAGAAAUGUCGCCAACAUCAUUGACGCAGACGGACACGUUAACAUGUGCCACAUCCGUACGGUACGCGUCAGUCAGGGGGGUGUAUCUCCAGCAGAUGAGACCCUCGAAGCCGGUUCUAGUUCGGACGUGGAUUUUCAUCAAGAAGUCUCCAACACCACGAGAGAAGAUGGAUCAACAAAAGAUAUUGAUGAUGACCGUAUCUUCGAGCUCCUGCUAGACAAUGGAUUGGUCAUUCGACUGCAAGCAUACUCCAAACAAACGCGUGAUGAAUGGAUACGUCGAUUACGGAAACUAGUCAAAUAUUGGAAAUUACGCAUCGCCGCGGAGAUGGAUACAUUCAAAGCGAUUCGACGAGCCAAUCUUGAACAACUCAAUGUGGAUGACGAACUCGAGGCCAUCAUUGGCCAAUUCGCAAAGAAAUGGGAAGUCAGUCGUAGUGAGGCAAGUCCGGAACUCUACAACAUGUGCGGAAUUAGUUCUUGCAGGAGCAUUACAAUGUCUGGUCCUCUAUAUAUGAAGAAGCGCCGACGAGCAACUUUUCACCGUUGCCAAGUCAUUUUAUGUGGUGGGAAAUUGCUCAUUUAUCAAGCGUCGCUCCGCAAGACGACGGGUGAACAGAUCCGACAUAUCCACCUGGAGAAGCAGCGGGUGGUGGACUUGAAGGGUUGUUACGUCUAUAGCGGUCUGAUCGUGGAGGAUGAUCUUCUUUACCACAACAAAACCUUCGACGCCAAUCAUCCUGGCAUGGCUAGUUUGCCUCGUGUAUAUCUCGAAGACGGCUGGACGAGUGCGGAUGUCGACGUCAUGACUUGUUUCGUCGUGUGGAUGAAUCGACGCAAAGGAUGGUUCAGGACCGCUACUGCAGCAGAAGGAGGCGCCAUUGGAAGUGAUGGCGAAAGUACUGAGACCAAGGGGAGUAAGAGAGCCAAAUUGCGACGAGUCGGGCAGCUGGGCGUCCCUGGUCGAAGUAUGGUCUUCAAAUGCCGCAGUCGCGCGGAGAGAGAUCAUUGGGUUCUCGGCGUCGCGAGCGAGAUUGAAAGAGUCGUUGAGCAUGAGGCUGAGGAGGUGGGUGAUGAAAAUGAGUUCCGAUUCGACAGGUAG
Molecule: messenger RNA, 3267 nt
Organism: Rhinocladiella mackenziei CBS 650.93
Lineage: Eukaryota; Fungi; Ascomycota; Eurotiomycetes; Chaetothyriales; Herpotrichiellaceae
Exons: 1
Coding region: 1-3267 (1088 amino acids)
Biological process (GO): protein localization to prospore membrane; ascospore-type prospore membrane formation
Cellular component (GO): prospore membrane
Source: RefSeq, a predicted model, not a curated record